Molecule: messenger RNA, 1114 nt
Organism: Theobroma cacao (cacao)
Lineage: Eukaryota; Viridiplantae; Streptophyta; Magnoliopsida; Malvales; Malvaceae
Product: S-adenosyl-L-methionine-dependent methyltransferases superfamily protein
Source: RefSeq, a predicted model, not a curated record
GUAGGGAUAAGUAAAUAAUAAGGAAAAACUAGCUCUUUUUUUAAAAAAAAAAAUGAAAAAUGGUAGUUCUAAAAUUAUGAAUUUGGUAGGGUUUUAAGGGCCACAGGAGGCGAACCCAAGGUGAAGACAGAAGGGAAAGCGGAACAACCCGAUAACAAAAAAUGGAUACGGAUCAAAACCCAGGUGCAGAACAUAAAAAGACUGAUCCUCCUUCAUCCGCUUCGGCCUACCUUGAUCCUAACUACUGGAACCAGCGUUUCUCUAAUGAGGAACACUAUGAGUGGUUCAAAGAUUACUCUCAUUUUCGCCAUCUCAUUCAAGCCCACAUCAAACACAAUUGCUCAGUGUUGGAACUGGGCUGUGGGAACUCACAGUUGUGUGAAGAGCUCUACAAGGAUGGGAUCACUGAGAUAACAUGUAUUGAUUUGUCAUCUGUUGCAGUGGAGAGGAUGAAGGAAAGGUUAUUGUCUGAAGGAAACAAAGAAAUAAAAGUGCUGGAAGCAGACAUGCUAGACCUCCCCUUUCACAGCGAGUGUUUUGAUGUGGUUAUUGAGAAAGGAACCAUGGAUGUACUGUUUGUGGACAGUGGUGACCCAUGGAAUCCACAGCCUGCAACAGUAUCCAAGGUCAUGGCAAUGCUUGAAGGUGUUCAUAGGGUUUUGAAACCCGAUGGGAUUUUCAUAUCAAUUACUUUUGGCCAGCCACACUUCAGGCGGCCUUUCUUUCAUAAUCCCAAAUUUACAUGGUCUGUUGAAUGGAGUACUUUUGGAGAUGGUUUUCACUAUUUUUUCUAUAUCUUGAGGAAGGGAAGGAGGUCUUUAAAUGGUGGGGAGUCCACUAAAAAGAUUGAGAUGCCGUCAAUUUGUUUGUAUCAAGAAGAAUUAGAGGGUGAAGAUUAUAUUUUUCGAACAAAUAUUGACGAGAUAGAUUGUUAGAAUGAGUGUAACUCAUUUCUUUAUAGAUUUCCUGCUGUAAACAUUGCAGUUAAUUCCUUAAGUAAACAUGGUUGGGAAGUUUUGUACUCUCUGUUUGUACUUUAAAGUUAAGUCCUGUAGAGUCCAUUUGUAUUGCAUAACGUAUUAUAAACUGUGCUGUGAACAAAAAAAAUCUGCAA